This is a messenger RNA of Drosophila kikkawai, 1572 nucleotides long. It is a transcript of the gene Syx13, whose product is annotated as syntaxin 13. Gene Ontology annotation, molecular function: SNAP receptor activity; SNARE binding. NCBI's taxonomy places the organism in Eukaryota, Metazoa, Arthropoda, Insecta, Diptera, Drosophilidae. Gene Ontology annotation, cellular component: SNARE complex; membrane; endomembrane system. Gene Ontology annotation, biological process: intracellular protein transport; vesicle-mediated transport; vesicle fusion. The record is from RefSeq and is a predicted model, not a curated record.
CCCUGGUACAUUCACAGUUCGCUUUUCACUUGGCGUAUUUUCGCGAGUCAUAUGGUAAUACUGUAACGGUCGCGCCGUGGUCACACUGUUUGUGCGCUGACAUUGGAGCUCCAGCGGAAAAGAAGUCGCUUCGAAGCACACACACCACCACACACACAGAGAGCAGCAAUCAUGUCCCAGGCCUUGAACAACCCCGCCGGAGGAGGAGGAGGAGGCGGAGGAGGAGGAGGUGGUGGCCCGCAUCGCGACUAUGGCUCAACGGCGGAUACGGCUUCCACAACGACGCCCGAGGUGAGCUUCGCAGCAGCCGGCGGCUCAUCCGGCUUCAGCCCCACGGAGUUCAUGUCGCUGAGCGAGGACAUUGGCCACAACAUCACCGCGGUUCUAAGCAGCACCAAGCAGCUGGAGAAGCAACUCAAGCUGAUCGGGACGCCGCGCGACACCGCGGCGCUGCGCGAGAAGGUGCAUGCGAUCAACACGAAGACCAAUGCCCGGGUCCAGACCACCAGCCAGGAUCUGCAGCGGCUGCAGGCCGUGGUCCGGCAUGGAGAUCGCCAGCAGAAGCUGCAGCUGGAGAAGCUGACGCGUGAGUUUCAUGGCGUGGUUGAGAAGUACUCGAACCUGCAGCGGCGCAUCUCCUCGGCGAUGCGCCAGACCCUGCAGCAGGCUCAGGAUCUGGCCGAGCACGAGGUGGAGGCCACGGCCCGUGCCGAGCUGCUGCAGCAGCAGCGCCUGGAGCAGGCCGGACUGCAGCAGGAGGUCGAUAUGCUCGACGAGCGCCGGCGCCAGGUCGAGCAGAUUGAGUCUGACAUCAUAGAUGUCAACCAGAUCAUGACGCGGCUGAGUGGAAUGGUGCACGAGCAGGGUCAGCAGAUGGACUUCAUCGAGAACAGUAUUGAGCAGACGGCCGCCAAUGUGGAGGAUGGCACCUCGGAGUUGGCCAAGGCGGCCAGGAGUCGUCAGAGCUACCGGCGCAAGAUAUUGAUACUCCUGGUGAUUGCUGUGAUAAUAGGCUUAAUUGUAACUGGCGUUAUUGUUGCCAAACUGAACAGUUAAUUGUUUUAUUUUGUUUUGUACUCAUUUAUUCACACGCAAAACAUACACAACACACACACACUCCCACAUGGCAUACAUACAUUUUUGUAAACCGAUUUUUAUAAGAAACGAAAGAUUCGAAAUGUUGAAAAAAAACUCUGUUUAAAAUAAUCACCAUGUGAGCAAGAACAACAAGAAUGUAGAGGAAAGCUAAGGCGGAAAUACAAUAUUUAUAAAUAUACAUAUAUACACAUAAAUAUAUAUAUAUACAUACGUAAAUAAGGAUAAAGAAUCCCACUUAAAUUGCAUAUAAACAACAAAAUAUUCAGCGCUUUUAAAUGUUAAUUAAUGAUUUCUUGUUGAAAACAAAUGAUGAUUGCCGCGAACAAUUUAAGUUUUGCAUUGAAUGUGAAAUUUUUUGUGUGUUUAGUUUAAAGCAAGCGAGUAAGCAACCAAUAUAUGUUAAAUAAUUAUUAUAAUUCAAGUUAUCAUUAAGUGAGAGCCAGCAAUCGAAAAUAAAGAUAAACUGAACAAAAA